Molecule: messenger RNA, 1506 nt
Organism: Tachysurus fulvidraco (yellow catfish)
Lineage: Eukaryota; Metazoa; Chordata; Actinopteri; Siluriformes; Bagridae
Gene: echdc2
Product: enoyl CoA hydratase domain containing 2
Exons: 9
Coding region: 93-1031 (312 amino acids)
Biological process (GO): fatty acid beta-oxidation
Cellular component (GO): mitochondrion
Molecular function (GO): enoyl-CoA hydratase activity
Source: RefSeq, a predicted model, not a curated record
UCCAUGGUGACGUAAGGUCGUGUUUGUUAACGGAAGGUGGAUUAGGCAACUAACUUUUACCUCAGAUUUAAGAGCCCCACAGAUUAACGGCCAUGUUUCGGAGGUUUGCGGUGGGAGUUUGCUCGGUUGGACGAUGUAGCUCUAAACUAAAGCUAACAGCUGUAAACAUUGGUGUUUUUAAUCAGAAUAAGAGCUUUGUUCGAGGGCUUAGUGCUGUAUUGAACCAAGACGCAGUAGAAGUGGAUAUAAGUCGCUUGGAAGGUGAAGACCAUGGCAUUGUGGAGGUUCUAAUGCGUCGGGAACGGGCACGUAAUUCUCUGGGUCGUGUGUUUGUGGCUCAGAUGCGAGAGCUGGUGUCAGGUUUGCACCAUGACGCAGGUGUGCGCGUGGUGAUUUUUAAGAGUCAGGUACCUGGAGUCUUUUGUGCAGGGGCUGAUCUGAAGGAAAGAGCACAGAUGAGCAACUCUGAGGCUGAGCAGUUUGUUCGUGGACUCCGUUCAUUAAUGAGCGAGAUAGCGGCGUUGCCAAUGCCAACCAUCGCAGCACUGGACGGCUUUGCUCUAGGGGGUGGGCUGGAGAUGGCGCUGGCGUGUGACCUCCGCACAGCAGCACACACUGCUCAGAUGGGCCUGAUUGAGACCACACGAGGGCUGCUUCCAGGGGCAGGGGGCAGUCAGCGUUUGCCACGGGCAGUGGGAUUUGCUGUGGCUAAGGAGCUGAUCUUUACUGGGCGGCGUGUAAGGGGAGAGCAGGCUCUACACCUGGGAUUAGUGAACCGUGCCGUACCACAAAACCAAGGCGGAGAUGCAGCGUAUAGAGAGGCUCUGAACCUGGCUCAGGAAAUUCUCCCUCAGGCUCCGUUUGCGGUGCGAAUGGCCAAGGAAGCCAUCAACCGAGGAAUAGAGGUGGACAUCGCUUCAGGAAUGGCCAUCGAGGGGAUGUGCUACGCCCGGGUUAUUCCAACACAAGACAGGCAAGAGGGAAUGACAGCUUUUAUAGAGAAAAGGCAGCCCAAUUACACUGGAGAAUAAACAGACAGGUCACACACAGGCACUUUAUCGUAUAGAGUAUUGUAAUUGCAGUCUUACUGGAUCAUUAGACUACUAAUAGACUACUACUAAUUUCUACUGUCAAAACAUCCAGCACACCCUCGGUUACAGUGCGGUUCGGUAAGUGAGGAAUACAACGCUAGCGGAUGAGCUGUUCUAGGAAAGCAAUCAACAACACAGAGGUGUUUAAAUUCCAGUAAACCAAUGAUACGCCUCAUAGCUCGAUUCCCACAUUCUGGCCAAUCAGAAUCAAGCAAUCAGGAACAUAAUAGAUGUCAUACUUAAUUUACUUUGAGCAUGGUGAACACCUUGAGAUAUUAAUAUCAGCACAAUAGUGUAUUUUGUGUUAAAAAAUCAGCCACAAUGCUGUUUUUUACUGCAUUUCUUGCCACCUGUGUAUAUACUGUUUAGGUUAAUUCAGACUAAUAAACAUUUAUUACCAAAAGGAAAGAUCCUA